AUGUCCAAUCCCUCCCAACUCCUGCUCCUCGCGGACCACAUUAAACUUUCCCUUCUCGAGCGCCAGCGCGCAAUAUCCCUCGAUCUCGAUGUCAACCCUUCGCAAGACUCGAACAUCGCCCGCUCAUUAGAAUCCUUCCGAGAAGGCAUCGAGGCCCUCUCCAACCGCACCCCCGACGAAGACUCGCUCCCCCAGCUGUGGAGUCAAUUCAAUGACCUGUCGCGACAGUUUCAAGGAGAAAGCUCCGCCACGGUUGACGACACACUCUCGUCACCGAAUGACCCGACAUUGAAAGAAGAUUUUGAACGUGCAAAGACCCGCAAACCCGGUGACGCCGCCCAACAUCAGAAGGCUUCGAACCUGCGGAAGCAGGAUGCGGCAGUGGCGCAGAGUCAAGGCGCCAAAAAUGUCCGCUUCCGCGAUGACCCUUCGCAAGAAUCACUCGAUGCCCAAGAUGAAGCGAACCGUGCGGCUCUCUUCCCUGCCCGCUAUACUGAUGAGGAGGACUCUCGGGCUCGCACACCCGACCCCACAGAGAGCAUGGACAACCAACAGAUCCACAUCUACCACCGACAGGUGAUUGCUGAGCAAGACGAGCAGCUUGACCGACUCGGUGAAUCUAUUGGCCGUCAACGUCAUUUGGCUAUGCAGGUGGGCGAUGAGUUAGAGGGUCAAAUUGCCCUCUUGGAUGAAGUCGACAGGGGUGUCGAUAGGCAUCAGGGUCGGCUGGAUGGCGCUAAACGACGGUUAAAAGGUGUGAGCGAACGGGCGAAGCAGAAUUGGGGCAUGACGACGAUCGUCGUGCUGAUUGUUAUACUGGUGUUGUUGAUUGUAUUGUUAAAAUGA
This is a messenger RNA of Fonsecaea erecta, 846 nucleotides long. RefSeq lists its product as hypothetical. Lineage: Eukaryota; Fungi; Ascomycota; Eurotiomycetes; Chaetothyriales; Herpotrichiellaceae. Gene Ontology annotation, cellular component: endomembrane system; SNARE complex. Gene Ontology annotation, biological process: vesicle fusion; intracellular protein transport. Gene Ontology annotation, molecular function: SNAP receptor activity; SNARE binding. The record is from RefSeq and is a predicted model, not a curated record. The transcript has a single exon. The coding region runs from base 1 to 846 and encodes 281 amino acids.